GGUCUUAUCCCUGAAGCGGGAUAGGCAUGGCCGGUUCUUGCCUGCAGCAUUACCAGUGAGGAUUGGGUCACAACCCCCCCCCAAGUUCUUGCGGGCAAAUGAGGUGCAAAGGAGAACUGAACUCUCCACAGGGAGCGAGAAGGGCCAAGCGACGGCUUCCCAGCGGGUCCCAAUGAAGCCCUGCAAGAAAAGCGGCCACAACCAGAUGACUUGAAACUAGUCGCAACCGGGGUUGCCUUUGCCUUCCCCUACCCCCAGGAUGCUGCUGGAGCUCCUCUCAGUGUGGCUGCUGAGCUGUUUGAUCAGCUUGUGCCACGGCUAUUUCGAUGGCCUGCUUUAUCCAGAGAUGUCCAAUGGGACGUUGCAUCACUAUCUCGUGCCCACCAACUCAGAGAAGUCUCUGGGGCAGCUGGAAAACAAGUUUCGGCACGGCCGGGAACACGAGAGCCACGAGGAGAGCCGCCUCAACGACGACUUCCUGGGAAUGCUGGAACAUGCGCGAGCCCUCCUCAAGGAGAUGCUGACUGUCUCGGCCGGCCUGCGGGAGACGUACAAGCUCCUUGCGCUCACUGUCCAGAGCCAUGGCACCCACCUCAGCCGCCUCAAGACAGAGUAUCUCAAGGGCUAAGUGGGACCGGGUGCCUUGCUGGGCUUCGAGCGACCCUCUCCCCCUCUCAAUGGCUGGCCACACUUCCCCACGGAUGGACGGACUUUCCUUCAUCACAUGCUAACUGGGCAUGGGAGGAGCUGGAAGUCAGGUAAGACACACGUCUCGCUUCUCUGCCAUGUCUUACCUGACUUCCAGCUCCUGUCAUGCCCGGCAAGGGAGGGAGAAAAGACAGUAAGGGGACCUCCAUCUCGCUCCAUGCAUCUCGUUUCUCCGCUGCCCCACCAUUCCCCACCUUCCACUCCCCCUCGCCGGCUGAAAUCAGCAAGCCAGAUUUGGGGAGCCAUCACACAGGAGGAGGAAAACAUCAGAAAUGGGCUCUCUCGCAGCGCCUCCUCUCUCUCUUCUUCUCCCAAAUGGCAGCAGUGCGUCCAGCUCAACAAAUCUGGCCUGCUGAUCUCGGGUGGCAGCGGCUCUGAUGUUCCCCCUCCCUUCCCCCUGCACAUAUGUCUAAGUAUUUGGGGGAGGGCUUAUUUUCAGGGGGGAUAUUUUAGCACAUGCACUCGAAAACCCAAUUGGGCUUAUUAUCAGGACAUGUCUUAGUUUCGGGAAAACACGAUAAUCAUAAAUGUUUUCUCUUGGGAUACAAAUGGAAUGCAAAUGAAGGAUAACGCUUCUCAAAUGCAAUCAAAUUUGAGCAAGAACUCAUUAUCAAAUAGUGAUAGAGAUAGGAAGCAGUUUUUCUUCCACUAUUGUAUUUGAUGUCAUCCUACAGUGCUUUCCUUAAGUAAUAUUUGGCUUUUUAAGAUCUGUUUCACUGGAGAUUUGACAUAAUUUCACUCUAGAAUAUAUUUAUCAAAGAAAUAUAUUUGUAUUCGUAACUUUGAGUUCACAGUUCAGAUAGCUUAGUUUGAAGGGUAUCCCCACAUCACUAUUUGAUCAGAUUUAACUAAAGCUUUAAAUUUCUUUAUGACUAUAAAGUACCUAGUACUCAGUUGAUGGGCUGCUUGUUUGCUAAUUCUUAUUUUGUAGGGAUUAUUACAUCCAGUAAGGAAAGGAUCUGUUAAAUAGAUAUAUUACUGGAAUAUUUAUGGGCUGUUGUUAACUUUGUUCUACAUUUCUUUUGAUACAAUUAAGGAAAGUUAUGGCUACUGCUUGCAUAUGAUAGAAAUUGUUUGCUAGAUGAUCUGGAAAAUAUCAGAUUUGCAAGGGUUUUAUAUUUUACCAAGGAUUACUAUGAUCAGUUUGAUUUAUUUAAUAUUUAAAUAAGGGAUUACAGGCAGUAGCAAAAGCAAUGCACCUAAAUAUAUAAAUAUUCGUAAAUUUAAAAAUGCCAGUUUCAAGUCAUACACUCAAAGUA
This is a messenger RNA of Ahaetulla prasina, 1967 nucleotides long. RefSeq names its product fin bud initiation factor homolog. Lineage: Eukaryota; Metazoa; Chordata; Lepidosauria; Squamata; Colubridae. Bases 260 to 628 code for a protein of 122 amino acids. The record is from RefSeq and is a predicted model, not a curated record. The transcript has a single exon.